UUCAACUCCCUCACAAGUUGUUAUCAAGAUUCGUUGGAAGGGGUGCCUCCAAAGUUAUUUAAGCAGGUCCAUGCUCAAUUUUCGAGUAGUUGGUUCGCUGUAACCAUCUCCUCCUUAUUCUUUUAGAAAACUUAACUUACAACAAAAAUGGCGGACAAGGAAAAGAAGAAGAAGCCAAAGAAGAAGGAAGAUGCGGAACCAGAAGAAAUCAAGUCACCAACUGAAUCAAAUCGUGCGAGCCGAGGCAGUAAACGAGCCAAACGAUCUGGUUCAAAUGUCUUUAGUAUGUUCACCCAAAAGCAAGUGGCCGAAUUCAAGGAGGGAUUCUCACUCAUGGAUCACGAUAAAGAUGGAAUAAUAGGAAAAAGCGAUUUACGUUUCACUUUCGAUCAAGUUGGAAAAAUUUCCAGCGAGAAAGAAUUGGAUGAGAUGCUUAGUGAAGCGUCCGGCCCACUAAACUUCACCCAGUUGUUGAAUCUCUUUGGAACCAGGAUGUCCAGUUCCGGAGGUGCCGACGACGACGACGUUGUUCUCAAAGCAUUCAAAAGCUUUGAUAACGGAAAUGGAAAAAUCGACGGAGACAAAUUCAGAAAAGCAUUAAUGACAUUUGGAGAUAAAUUCUCGCAGAAGGAAGUGAAUGAGGCUUAUGACAUGAUGUACAUAGACGAUAAGGGAAGAAUCGACACUGAGAGUCUCAUUGGCAUGAUCUUAGGAACUGGAGACGAUGAGGAAGAACAAUAAACAAAAAAAACACUUCAAUUAUGUUCGCCAUAAUUAUUUUGUAUUUCACUGAAAUUAUUAUUUAAUAAAUCUUUAUAGGUAUUAAAUUAAUCAUCAGUUGUCCCGAUCAUAUAUAUCAAUUUUAAUUAAAUACAAAAUAAUUACAAUA
Molecule: messenger RNA, 889 nt
Organism: Leptopilina heterotoma
Lineage: Eukaryota; Metazoa; Arthropoda; Insecta; Hymenoptera; Figitidae
Product: myosin regulatory light chain 2-like
Exons: 5
Coding region: 148-741 (197 amino acids)
Biological process (GO): post-embryonic development; locomotion
Cellular component (GO): myosin II complex; cytoplasm
Molecular function (GO): myosin heavy chain binding; calcium ion binding
Source: RefSeq, a predicted model, not a curated record